GAGAGAAAAAAAAUGGGAAGAAGAAGAGAGAUAAAGUAUAGUAUUCCUUCUAAAAUUAUGCCAUAAAACCUUACUUUGAUUUUCAGAGAGAAUCCAAAGGCUUCAAAAAAAACACCCCACCCCCCCAUAGCUUUCUUCUUCCUCCAUUUUUUUCCUUUUUUUUUUUAUAAAAAAAAAAACAAGUAACUGCCCCUUAUACUAAGUACAAACAGAAAAACAGAAAGAACAAAAGAAAGAAAAAGACUAUAGAGAUAGAUAGGCAAAACCAAGAAAAUUAAAGUGGUAGAGGUUUUUUUUUUGUAUAUAUAUAGAGGGAAAGGAGUGUUCAUUUCAUUCAGUUCAGUUUCAAUUGCAAUCAAAGGACUGAGCACAGGAGGGUUGCGGAACUGGUGUUUGUUCUAGGGUUCAAUCUGGAAGACAUGUUGGAGGAUCGUACGUGUAUGGUUCAAAGGGAUUGUCUAACAGAAAAUAACUGGACGACGGGCUGCAUGAGUUAUCACAUUGAUAGGAUUGAUGCCCAGAAUGGCAAAAGGCCAUUGGAAAAUGACGAGGAAGGUGUAAAUGUGCAAUGCAAGUUGCAGAAGCAGUCUGAUGGUUCUGAGCUAGAUGGAGGGGUUUUCUCCGUGGGCAAUUCUUCAGCAUCCGCUGAUGAGCAAGCUGACAAUCAGGCUCGUGCUGUAGAGAAUUUCAAUUCAGCAAUCGCUGAUGAGCAAGCUGACAAUCAAGCUCAUGCUGUAGAGAAUUUCAAUUCAGCAAUCGCUGACGAGCAAGCUGACAAUCAGGCUCGUGCUGUAGAGAAUAUUGAUUCAGCAUCCGCUGAUAUGCAAGCUAACAAUCAGGCUCGUGCUGUAGAAAAAAUUGAUUCAGCAUCUGCUGAUGAUCAAACUGACAAUCUGGCUCGUGCUGUAGAGAAUUUUGAUUCAGCAUCCGCUGAUGAGCAAGCUGACAAUGAGGCUCGUGCUGGGGAGUAUUUUAAUUCAGCAUCCGAUGAUGAGCAAGCUGACAAUCAGGUUCUUACUUGGGAGGAUUUUGAUUCAGCAUCCGAUGAUGAGCAAGCUGACAAUGAGGCUCGUGCUGGUGACUAUUUUGAUUCCGAUGAUGAGCAAGCUGACAAUCAGGCUCUUGCUUGGGAGGAUUUUGAUUCCGCAUCCGAUGAUGAGCAAGCUGACAAUCAGGCUCUUGCUUGGGAGGAUUUUGUUUCAGCAUCCGAUGAUGAGCAAGCUGACAACGAGGCUCGUGCUGGGAAGAACUUUGGUUCAGCAUCCGCUGAUGAGCAAGCUGAUAAUAAGGGUCAUGCUGAGGAUGAUUCUGCUGCAGCACCCCCUGAUGAGCAAGCUGGCAAUCAGCAUCAGACUGGGGAUGAUGCUGGGGACAAUGCUGAUAUCAGUUCGCUUAUUCCUGCCAUUGGCCGGGAUAACUCUGUAAGUUCUCUCGCUUGGUGCUCAAGGUCAGAUUAUAGCACCUUAGCAUCUUUGAAUAGUGCAUUUCGCUCAUUAGUUAGGAGCGAUGAGCUGUAUAGGUUGCGACGAAAAAUUGGUGUGGUGGAGCACUGGGUGUAUUUCUCGUGCCAGCUGCUCGAAUGGGAUGCAUUCGACCCCAAUAGGCGCCGUUGGAUGAAACUGCCGACGAUGAAUCCCAAUGAGUGCUUCGUGUUCUCCGACAAGGAAUCUUUGGCAGUUGGUACAGAGCUUCUUGUUUUUGGAAAGGAGGUGUUGUCACAUGUUAUUUAUCGGUACAGCUUACUGACAAAUACAUGGACAACCGGGAUGCAGAUGAAUGCGCCUCGAUGCCUGUUCGGUUCUGCCAGCCUUGGAGCGAUUGCCAUUCUCGCUGGCGGCUGUGAUUCACGAGGGAUAAUCCUUAGCUCGGCUGAGAUCUACAACUCGGAGGACGGCUCGUGGAGGGUAUUGCCUAGCAUGAACCGCCCACGGAAGAUGUGCUCUGGCGUUUUCAUGGACGGUAAAUUUUACGUGAUAGGGGGUAUUGGUGGAGCUGACGGGACGCUGAUGACAUGUGCUGAGGAGUAUGACCUGACAACAGGAAAAUGGACGGAAAUCCCAAACAUGUCCCCUGUGCGACCUAACGCUGGUAGGACUGAUAUCCCUGCUUCAUCCGAAGCACCUCCACUGGUGGGAGUUGUUAAUAACGAACUAUAUUCUGCCGAUUAUGCUGCCAUGGUGGUUAGGAAGUUUGACAAGUCAAGCAAGACAUGGGUUACCAUGGGAGGGUUGCCUGAAGGAGCUGCUUCCAUGAAUGGAUGGGGUUUAGCAUUUCGUGCCUGUGGCGAUAGAUUGAUUGUAGUUGGAGGUCCUAGGGCUAUGGGCGAUGGGUAUAUUGGGGUGAAUUCGUGGGUGCCGAGUGAAGGGCCUCCAGUAUGGACCUUGCUUGGCAGUAAGAGUUCUGGUACUUUUGUGUAUAAUUGCGCAGUUAUGGGGUGCUGAAGAUUUGGCAGCACCAUGUAGCGGGUGUUUGGGUUCCGAUCAUUACAUAAUUGGUUUCCGGGGGCAACAGGAUUCUUGCUAAUGGGUAAUUUAUCAAAAACUUUUUUAUCUUAUCAGAAAAAACUUUCCUUUUUAACCUCUUUUCAGAAUGGGGAAGCACAAACUGGACUCAAGAUUCAACUACAUACAAGGUCUUGAGUACAAUUUUCUUUUCCAUUUCAACUUCAAUCAAGUCAAUCGUCUUCUCCAGUAACAUGAUAUUCCAAAGGUGGUCAUCAAAAUAGUUUUAAGGUUAGGUGAAAUAACGAGCAAUACAGUUAUAGUUUUUCUAUUAGUGUCUGCUAAAAGCUACUAUAUAGAUAAGUAAGUAGUAGAAACUUGGGUCCUUUUUUGGGUUUUGCGAUCUUUAUUUUCUUGACUUAGUCGAGGAGAGAAAUAAAGUUCUGCAAGGUUGUUCUUCGGCAUAAUAUAGGCUUGUGUAUUAGUACUUUUAUAUUUUCCUGCAGUUGGUCGUCUAUAAACCUAGUUUACUUGUAAGACAGUUGGUAGCGCUAUGGAAAUGAAAAUACUUUUGUUCCAA
Molecule: messenger RNA, 3021 nt
Organism: Solanum lycopersicum (tomato)
Lineage: Eukaryota; Viridiplantae; Streptophyta; Magnoliopsida; Solanales; Solanaceae
Product: F-box/kelch-repeat protein At1g26930
Cellular component (GO): nucleus
Molecular function (GO): protein binding
Source: RefSeq, a predicted model, not a curated record